GAAGGGGAAGUUUGGCCGCCGAACGCUCCUUCGCUCGUCCGAAUUCGGUGGCGCCACGUCCGCCGGUCUCCGCCUUCCGCACCGCGGCUUGGGCGGCUUCCGCCUCGACACCUUCCACUCGCGGAGCCGGCCGCGUCGUGAAGCGGCCGGGACGGGGAGUCGGGCGGCUGUGCGCAUCCUGGCCACCUAAGAGGCGAAGAUGUCGGACAUCGGGGACUGGUUCAGGAGCAUCCCGGCCAUCACGCGCUAUUGGUUCGCCGCCACCGUCGCCGUGCCCUUGGUCGGCAAACUCGGUCUCAUCAGCCCGGCCUACUUAUUCCUCUGGCCCGAAGCCUUCCUCUAUCGCUUCCAGAUUUGGAGGCCAGUCACUGCCACCUUUUAUUUCCCUGUGGGUCCAGGAACUGGAUUUCUUUAUUUGGUCAAUUUAUAUUUCUUAUAUCAGUAUUCUACACGACUUGAAACAGGAGCUUUUGAUGGGAGGCCAGCAGACUAUUUAUUCAUGCUUCUCUUUAACUGGAUUUGCAUCGUGAUUACUGGCUUAGUAAUGGAUAUGCAAUUGCUGAUGAUUCCUCUGAUCAUGUCAGUACUUUAUGUCUGGGCCCAGCUGAACAGAGACAUGAUUGUAUCAUUUUGGUUUGGAACCCGAUUUAAGGCCUGUUAUUUACCUUGGGUUAUCCUUGGAUUCAACUAUAUCAUCGGAGGCUCGGUCAUCAAUGAGUUAAUUGGAAACCUUGUUGGACAUCUUUAUUUCUUCCUCAUGUUCAGAUACCCAAUGGACUUGGGAGGAAGAAAUUUUCUCUCCACACCUCAGUUUUUGUACCGCUGGCUGCCCAGCAGGAGAGGAGGGGUGUCAGGAUUUGGCGUGCCCCCUGCUAGCAUGAGGCGAGCUGCUGAUCAGAAUGGCGGAGGCGGGAGACACAACUGGGGACAGGGCUUUCGACUUGGGGACCAGUGAAGGAGCGGCCUCUGGCCUGCCCACCAGCCGCUCUGCUCAGAUGAAGUUUCCUCCCAGUGCUGGGUGUGCUUAACAACCAAGUUCUAGCUAACGCUGUUGGACCCGACCCACACUGAAUGUAGUCUUUCAGUACAAGACACAAUUUUUUAGCUCCUGAAGACAAAUAUAAGUGUUCCUCAAGUUUCAUGAUUCUCAUUCAAGUCCUUACUGCUCUGAAGAACAAAUGUCAACUGUGCAAAUCUCAGAACCAACUAUAUUUUUUGGUGUCUUCUCUUCCUUUUCCGUCAGAAUAAUGGGUUUCGGCAGGUCGUGGUCUGCUGGCACCAAGCUGGGCAUGUGGGGUUGGGUCACCAAACCCUUGUCAAAGGGACUCUUACCUCUUUCUUGCACACAUGCCUCCCUCCUCCUUUUCCCUACCACCAAACUUGCAAUUAGAAGAGGUAGCCCAUAAAAUCGUUCUCCUUUGAAGGCUCUCUUAUUUAUUGACUUUGGCCAAGGCUCAGUCACAAAGAACUUGUUCACACCAUUUUUUCCCCCUUUGGUGGCAGAACUGUAACAAUGGGGGAGAAGAUUGGAGCAGCAGGUAAAGAAUUUUGUCGGCGUUUGGAAUUGCUGUGACCUGAUAUCAGUUGCAACCAUUUGCCACCUCUUCAGAUGUUUUUAUAAAAAAAAAAAAAAAACCACUGAGUCAGCCAGGGCCACAGAUUGGUAUUCAUGGGGCAUGAGGGUUGUUACUAGGCAUUUUUUCCUAGGUUAAGUGAUCAAAACUAUAGUGGAGUUGCAUCUUACACAGGAGCUAGGUUUAAACCGUGGUGGGCAUAAUCCCUUUGCAUCUCAUGUGUGGGGCAUUCUGCCUUUUUGUGUACCCAGUGUAGUUGGAUUGUGUUGUGCUAGAAAGUUCCAAAUCACAUUUGCCACAGGGUGAUGCUCUCUUUUGAGAGGCACCUGGGCAUUGUUCCAUUUCAUUCUCAUUCUGGAUAUACAUUUAUUGAGUAGAGUGGAGGGGAAAACCUAUUUAAAUUGUGGGUUUUUUUGCCCCCCUCCCCCCCCCACGGCCACAUGCUUCAACAUGUUGAUUGUGAGGAAAGUGCAGCUCCUCUGUACGUAGAUCAUAUUUUAAGAGCUAGUAUAAGCACAUCUAAGUGAAUCACAUGAUUUUGGCUUGAGCAUCAUUUGUGUUUGAGGGUCUUUUAUUAUUUCAAGUCAUGAAUGUACAAGUCAUGAACGUCCAUCAGACCAGCUUAAAUACCCACAACUCCUUUUCAUAGGUGGGCUUUUUCCAUCAGAGCUAGGCUUUUCACCAGAUCAAGUUUUUUGACGGCUAUGAUGUUUUACACAGUUUCAUAUUUUAAAUUUUUCUUCUGAAAGCAGACUGCGAGGAGCAGUGUUGAGUGGUUGCCAUACUUUGAGUCAACUGAAAAAUCUUUGAACAUUUUGAUGGAUUUCUUUUCAGGAAGCAUUGUGCACUAACAGCAUGACUAUUCUUUGCCCCACUGUUAAACAGUGAUGUGUGUUAUACUAGGAAGUGGGGAUUUGAAAACAGCUCUUUAUUUUUAAUAAAGUUUGUUUGUGUGUACCUCUCCAUAUUUAAUUUAUAUGAUAAAAUAGGUGGGGAGAAUCUGAAUCUUAACUGUCAUCCGUUCUGCUGUUGACCUAUGGCCACAAUAAAAUUUACUUGUAAAAUUUUAGAAGCCAUCAUUCCUGUUAUGUUGCAUGUGCAGUCCUCAUACAGGAGUGGAAACUCAUUGUAUGUGUAAGCAGAUUCUCACGGUAAGUGAGCUGGAGUCUCUUAUACACCCUGUUAGCAACUCAGCUGCCUGAGAGCAGUGGUUUUUCUAAAGGUUACAAGUAUUCUUUAGAAUUCUUCAGUUCAAGGCAAAGUGUUCAUUAAAUUCUUCCUCUUAAACGUGUUUAGGAAGUUGAUAAUUUUAUUCAUCUCGUCUGGAUUACCUAUCUUUUUGGAAUAAUUUUAGCUAAGCAAGCUAUUUGAGAUUUGAUUUGGCAAGGCAAGGCAUGACAGUGGAUUCUCUUUAUGAAUGAAAAAAAUCCUUAUUUUGUAUGGAGACAUUCCCUUUUUGUAACUAAUCCUUUUUAUUGGUAAAAAUUGUGAAUUAAAAUGUACAACUU
Molecule: messenger RNA, 3082 nt
Organism: Diceros bicornis minor
Lineage: Eukaryota; Metazoa; Chordata; Mammalia; Perissodactyla; Rhinocerotidae
Gene: DERL1
Product: derlin 1
Exons: 8
Coding region: 200-955 (251 amino acids)
Biological process (GO): endoplasmic reticulum unfolded protein response
Cellular component (GO): Hrd1p ubiquitin ligase ERAD-L complex; endoplasmic reticulum membrane
Molecular function (GO): misfolded protein binding; ubiquitin-specific protease binding
Source: RefSeq, a predicted model, not a curated record